CUCGGCAAUUCACAUCCGGCGGUCUGCGCAAGACAGGAAGUCGGACAUUGAAAAAUAGCUUUCUUGACGACAAAUUUAAUUUCUUGUGUGACAGGUCACGGGAAGGAAGUAUCAACAAUGAGUGUUACUUGUUGAUGAUGAGCAAGUGAAACCAGUGUUAAGUGGCAGAUUUAAACUGACAGAUAUGGACAUGAUUCCAGUGAGAGACCCUGGAGGGGGCAAACACAACGGUGAUGCCGGGGUAGAGCAGAAGGCUGCACAGCAAAGAAGGAUGGUAUCACGUUGGGACCGUGAUAGUUUGGAAGACAAAUACCUCCGUAUGUAUGAGGAGAAUCUCAUCCUCAAGAAACAUGCUCGUAAGCAGGAGGACAAGAUUAAAAGGAUGGCAACAAAGCUACUGCGUUUAGUUAAUGACAAAAAGAAGACCAAUGAAGUGGAUGGAGGGGAAACAAGAGGUAAAAAAGUUAAAGAUGUGGAAAUGGAGGAGAAGAUGGAAGAACUAACUGAGAAAAUUCGCAACAUGGAGAAACAGAAUGUACAGCUGAAAGAAAAGUUGAUGUUGUCCAAACAGCAAUUGGCAACCAACAAAAGGUCCACACCGUACAACCAUGUGGGUUCAAGGAUUAGUACUGGAAUUGCUCGUACUCAGCCUCAGCCGGACUCAAGGCUGACCAAGAACAUGAGAGUAACAGGCCCUAUGGACUCACCACCAGGGAGGAUGAUGGGCAGUCCCACUCAGCCAAGAUACGGCCACAGUUUACUGGAGAAUGCCAGGGCGGACCUCCAUUACAAGGAUGACCAAAUCGCACAACUGCAGGAACAAUUGGAAAUGUAUGAGAUAGAGGUGGAGAAUAUGAGGCAGCAAUUGAAACUGAAGGAAGCAGAGCACGACGAAGACCUAGUCAAGAUAAAACAACAGAUUACAGCGGAACAAAGAGUGACAGUUCAAGAAAAUAUUGACCUGAUACGCUUACAGCGUGAAGUAAAAGAAAAGUCCACAAAAUUCUUUACACUACAAGAAAAAUAUGUCCUUCUAGAACAGAACAUGCAGACAAUGAAACACAGCCAUGACAGUAUGUUGAUGGAGAUGGAGAGGCUCAACAUGCAAGUCAAGGAGGAGCAGAACCGGGUACUCACACUACAGAACGAACUCAAGUUUGGUACAACUAACAACAGGAAGCUGAUAGAGUUGAAUGAACAGAUCAUGAGUUUGGAGAAGGAAAACCAGAUUCUUAAGGAGGCCAAUGAGAAGUUUGUCAGCAGUGCUUUUGACCUGGACAGAGAAAGAGAGUGGCGACAGAGAGAGAAUGCCCUCAAAGUCCAGAUAGCCCAACUGGAAGCCACACUGAAAGCCGAUCUUGGUGAAAAGGGUGGCAUUCUCGACCAGUUGGCCAAUGAGAAAGACCAACAUGAAAAGCUCCAGGCUACAUUCAGACAGAUGCAGAUAGAACACUAUCAGCAGAAGGAGGAAUAUGAUGAUCUCAAACAGAAGAUGAAAUUCUUCACCAAGGAAAGUGCCAUAGACUUCACAGAGAUAGAGGAAGCCUUGGUCCUCGUCAAACAAAAGAGACAGCAGGAACUUCCAGAGCCUGACUUUCUACAGAAGGUGGACAUGGAAAAGGACAAAGAUGUAAGCCGUUCCCUGCUGAUUCUACAGGCCGAAUACGCAGAGACAAUCCAUGAGCUUGAGAAAACACGGAACAUGUUGGUGAUACAACACAAGAUCAACAAAGACUACCAGCAGGAGGUUGAAAUUUCUACCAACAAACUUGAAGAAGUGCGGAAGGAGUACGAGAUGAAACUGGACGAGUAUGCUCGAUUAUUGGAUAUCAGGGCUGCUAGGAUCAAGAAACUUGAAGCACAGUUACGUGACGUUGCCUAUGGAACCAAGCAGUUUAAGAUAGCGCCACCUGUUGAUGAGGAGGAUACAAUUGCAAACUUCGAUGAGACCAUUCACUUAGAACGUGGACAGAAUUUAUUUGAAAUUCACAUACAAAAGGUUUCCCUGUCGGACGAGGGUGUCAAACAUAUUGGAGAUGAGGAACCAUCCGUCUUCUGCACUUGGGAGUUCUUUGAGUUUGAGAUCCAGAGUACUCCUGUACUCAAAGGCUCUAGGCCAGAGUUUGACUUUACAUCUCAAUACAUUGUGAAGGUAGACGACUUCUUCUUACACUUCCUACAGAAGGAUUCCUGUACAUUGGAGCUUCACCAGUCAUUUGGUCAGGAAUACAGGACAAUUGCAGCUUGUCAGCUGGUGUUCAAAGAGAUUUUUAACAAGACGCAUGGAAGGAUCCAUGGAACUGCAACUCUUACAGGUGUUGAUAGCAGUGGAGGCACUGGUAUUGGUUUUGGGAGUGUGGAGUACUGGGUAAGGCUGCGGGUACCAAUGGACCAGGCCCUCCGCUUGUACAAGGAGCGAACCAAAGCCUUGGGGUAUGUGACCUCUAACGAGAAGGCUGCCACUGAGGCCUUACAGGCACUGGAUGAGACAGCUGCCAAGAGGCCUGCAGAUAAUGUCAACGAACUUCAUGUGAAAAUCAUACGAUGUUCUAAUCUCAAACCAAGGCGAGAGAACGUCCAGCCAUCGCCAUAUUGUAUCUACCAGUUCUUUGACUUCAAUGACCAUGAUACAGUGAUUCUUACCAGUACAAACAACCCUGAGUACAAUGAUCACAUGACUUAUCCUGUACCGAUGACCAAGGAACUGGACCACUACCUCAAAACCUAUCAACUGAAGGUGUUUGCGUUUGACGAUACUGACCCUGAGCAGGCGGCAUACCUAGGAAUCGCAGAUGUACCCCUCAUUCCAUUAGCACAUAACAAGUCCAUCCAAGGUAUCUUUGAGCUCAAAGGAGCAAACGGCAAGAUCAAUGGAACAGUAGAAAUGGAACUGAGAUGGCAGUACACAUAUAUCAUGUCAAAGGGUGUUCGUAUACAGGACCCACCUGUGAUUGAGCAAGUUCCACCACCAUACGCUUCACCACAGCAGGAACAUUCAGACUCAGAUAGACAGUCCAUCGCAGAAUCUGACAUCACACCUGUCAAACAGAAGUCCAGAGUGGCAGCCAAGUUCCCUGAUCCGACAGCAACUUCUACACGCCUAUGCCAGCUCCACCGGAACCCCGUGAGGGAGCCUGCCAAGAAAAUUCCAAAGCGUCGACUCCACAAAGAAGAACCAGCUCAAGAGCCAUCACUUGUCAAUGAUGCUGUGAAAGGGGUGAUUUCUGAUAUUAUGCCAUCCAGUAUGUCUGAUUCACUGACUGAAACCUUGCCAGCACAACCAAGCAUACACAUGCCAGACCACCAAGCCUCUCCUAGAGAAUUGAUAGAGGAGGCCACCCACGAGGAGGAGGAGGAGGAUGAAGUUGUAGAGGAAGAGAUUAUUGAGGAGGAGAUGAUUGAAUCAGAUGAUGAGAGUGACACAGUCAGUGGUGUUAAACCUCCUCAAAGCUUAUUGGCUGAUGUUAAUGGAAUGGUCAAAGGAAUCCAGAAGGGUAAAAAGCCAACCCCAAAGGCUAGGAAAACAAUAUUCAAGGAUACUAGAGAAGACAUUCGAAGUCCGAAGGAACAAACAAAGAUGUCAGACACCAUGUUUGAAGAGGAGCAUUCUGAGGAGAUUUCUGAGGAGAUAACCGAGGGCAGUCCAUCAGGAACUCUCCAGUUCACUGCUGAACCCACACCUAUUACAGAGGAGAGCAGUCAUGAGUCUGAUAACCCCUCAGGAGUCAUGGAGUCAGACAGUGAAGGGGUCAUCAUGGCGCCCAAACCCACCAAACGCAGCCAGAAAAAGGCAGCAGCAAAGAAAGGUAACUUUGUGACCAUCACAAUCUCACAUCUGUCGAUAGAGGAAGGUGCUGAUGUUCUGCAGAGGGACAACAUUCGUCAGCUAUUUGUGGCCUAUAACUUCCUGGGUAUUGAUCCCCAGGAGUUGGAGACACCUUUCUCCCUCCCCAAACCCAAACCAGGACAACAGAUUGCAUUCAACUUUAGCAAGACUUUCCAAGUGGAUAUAGAGAAAAACUACACACGGAGACAAUUUCUGGCCAGCAUGUUACUGCCUGAUGACCCGGAGAAGGGCCGGAUCCGGUUCACCAUCGUCAGUGAGCCCCCUGAUGAAGAUAUGGAGGGCGACUGUGAGGAUGUAGGCAUUGCCUGGGUCAGCAUUAAGAAAAUUCUCAUGAACCACAGAAACAUUACAGAUGAGGAUGUAGAAGUGUUAGAUGCUAAGGACCAGAAGACUGUGAUUGGGAGUCUGAAUCUCUCUGUGGAUUGCCUGGCGGCCCUUCAAGCUGUCGAGAAUGAGAUGCAAGUGGAUGGCACAUACUAAAUAUUGAAAUACUAGAUCUAGGAUAGCAGGGAGUUAAACUGCAGACAAAUUCUUAGACAGCAGGGAAUUGGACACAUUCUGAUGCAAAGUGGAAUAUCUAACAGGAGCAUAUCAUUGACCAUGAGUAUAUAACAGCUAUUUUGAUGAAUAUUUUUGCGAUAUAUUCCCAAAGAUUGCCAUUACCUACCAUGAUGCUGUUAUUGAGCACACAUGAAGAUAUUGUGAUGACAUGUUAAACUAUUGCCUUGUUGUGUGUCAGUAUUCCUCCAGAUCUACCCAAAUCUUACAUUCUGUAAUAUCACAGAAUGUUACUCUACUAGCUAGAAGUCAGUUGUAACUUCUGAAACAUUUCUAGGUGAUGCAGUCAUAGAACACUAUAUGCCAGCUGAACAUGUCUACAUGGCUCCAGGAUUUCAGAAUGGAUCAAUAAUUUGCAAAGAAAUAAUAGGCAGAUAUCAUAACUAUAGAUAGAUGAUUGAUUUUGGAGGUAGAUUUUUACAGGAAUGGCCAUUUCCAAAUUAUCUGUGAUAAGUGUUAGAGUGUAUUGUAUGAAAGUGGAGAGUGAUAUGUACCUUAUUUAUGUGCUGGGCUACCAAUGUGAAUAUUUUACUAUCGUUAGACAUUGUUUAGGUGUAGAAUCUAUAUGAAGACACAUUAUAAACUGACUUCCGUCCUUGUACAUUCUAUGAGCAUUAUUUAUAUCCAGACCUCUGAGCGUUCAUAGUUUUGCCUUAGAGUGAUCUCCCUUCUUUCACAAUGUAUAUACAAUUAGGACAUUUUAAUUCUCAAUUUCAGUUUAAACAAUGUAAUUUUAUGCCUACAUUUAAUUGUAAAUAUGGUGCCCAAAGCUAUUUACACAUGUUAUUUAACAUUUACAAAUCAUGUCAUCUUUUUAUGAAUUUUAAACUAGGAUGUGAAACUAACAUGAAAUAAGUAUCCAUUCAUUGUUAGUACUUGUUUUCAAAUCAUACUCAAUUUAGCAAUUCAUCAUAGGAUGAACGUACUUACCAGUGUAGGACAUGUCAGAUCUAUUUAUUAUGAUUUACGUGUCAGGUUUUGUUUGAUACCUUUGACUAGAAAUCCAGGUAUUUACUGUGAAUAAAACCUUAAAUUCAUCUU
Messenger RNA from Pecten maximus, 5446 nucleotides. Its product is annotated as protein fantom-like. The record is from RefSeq and is a predicted model, not a curated record. NCBI's taxonomy places the organism in Eukaryota, Metazoa, Mollusca, Bivalvia, Pectinida, Pectinidae. Gene Ontology annotation, cellular component: ciliary transition zone. Gene Ontology annotation, biological process: non-motile cilium assembly.